CACUGACACGAUGAAGGACUCACACAUGCUGAGCAGCUGAGUUCAGUGACCCUGCAGUGUGGGAGCUUAUUUAAUCAGCAGAAUAGUGAGAACGAAUCCAAAAUGAUCAACAUUCCUGUGAAAAGCAAAGAUGAAAGAAAUUUAGUUACUUUAAUAAUCAAAUUGAAUUGAAUUCAUCACUCGUUUAUGAUUCAGGUGAAGUCUCUGCUGCAUGUGCUCACAUGUUUAAACGACUGUGAUCUGACAGAAAAGGGACCUUUCCCCUUUCUGUUACAAACAAUCCACCACCUGCUGGUUGCUCCGUGUUUUCCCGUGACAGCAGUUUAUAGGUUACGGAGAAGCUUCCUCGCCGUUAAUCUGCGAUUGCUCACGGUCUGGGAUUGGGCCUUGACCUUCAGGUGCUGCGGGUUAAUCCCGUUAGCCCCGCGGGCAUCCGCUGUGAAGAUCUCAGCAGACCUGCGCCGGCUGUGCCACACUCUAGAUCCGUGUACCACCGGCAUGCAGAACCACCUGUAGGCACGCAGGAUGUUUAACUGGGUGGUGAAAGUGGUUCCCCAGCCUCCUGAUGCUGGGACAGACGAUGCUGCCAAGACCCCUGAUGCUCCAACCAAAAAUAAAGCGGCUGCAGUGAAGACAGCUGCACUGAAAGAUGCAGACGAGGUUUCAGAGGAAGGCCAAGCGCAGACUGGAGUAUUGGGCUGGUUUUCUAAUGGGUUCGUCAGCACGCUCCCACAGCCUGCGGGCAGCCCCCGACUCAGCAGAGCCAACUCUGAAGCCAAGUCCGGAGAAGAUGGAGACAGGUCUGGAGUGAUCACCUGGGUCACUCAGGGUCUGACCAAAGUGCUGCCUCAGCCUGACGACAAGUACAGAGAGACUGAGAAGGACUCGAAGGACGAGGAGCACACGGAGGUGUACGACAUAGCCACGAUGCCAGAUUUCGAUCCACUUCCCCACAUCCCUGUGGUGGAGAUGGUGUCAGACGACGAGGACACAGAGAGUUUGGCCCCUCACUUUCCUCCCAAUGUGGUGACCUGGAUAAAGCAGAUAGUUCCUCAGCCGGUCAUACUGCCCCCUGGUGCUGUGCCCGUGGAACCGUCAACCAAGUCCUCCUGCACCUCUCUGGAUAAAAUGCUUCAUGUUGUCUGCUCCACAGUUCUGUCUCCGCCGCCUGAAUCGCUCAGUGGAAUCUCACUGGAUACUGAAAGCAAGGCCUCUGGUGUGGUGAACUGGUUUGUGUCAGGGCUGGGUCUGAAGAUGCCGCAGCCUGUUUCUCCAUCCAAGGAUGAAGCUACUACGGUACCUGAACUCAUUCAGAAAGCAUCAGCCAAACUCAAACCAGACAUGGUGCUGGAAGACGUGGAGUCGGACAACGAGGGCCAGCACAAAUGUGCAGAUGCUCCCAAAGCUCAAGCUCCGUCCGCAUCCCUGGUUCCACCAUCACCUGCACCCCAGCAGCAACAGGAAGUGACACAACCCUCACAGUCGCUUUCAGUGGAGUCACAGAAAUGCAGCGCCGCCCCUCCGGAGCCACAACCGUCAGAGAGUGCCACAAAAGUAUCUCUGGAAGAUGCAGAGACCCAGACAGGCCGCUGGACGCCGUUUAUUGAAAACAUCAAGAAGGAGGCCGAAGGGGUGGCGUUGGCUACCAUGGAGGAGCGUCUGCUUCAGGAGAGGGUGGAGAUGACCCGGAUGGCUGAAGAGGUUGCCAGGCAGACAGCUGAGAUGGCCGUUAGACAGAUGGCCAGUGAGGGACAGUCCAUCAAGCUCUCGCUGGGGAGUCAAGAGCUCCUGGAGGAGCCUGAAGCCGAGCUGCCGGUGCCGCUAGAAGAGGAGAGCGAGGUGGAGAUCAGCAAAGCCCCAGAGAAGAACCAGGAGGAGCAGAAAGCUGAGACUGAGGAGCCCACCGUCAACGAGCCAGAGCCGCAGGAAGAAGCCUCGACCUCACCGCCUCCGAGCAGUGAGCCAGUGGAGAUUUCUGAGCCUAAGCCAGAACAAGCACUAGAAGCAGAAACCAAGAGCCCAGAAGCUCCUCCAGAAGCUGAGCCCAUCACUGAGCAGCCGCAGAAAAACGAAGACGUCGGUCAAACUGCUAACGCUGACAAGGCUCCUGAAAAAGAGGAGGAAGCUACUGGGGAUGACUGCGGUGAGAGCUCCAACAUCAGCCUUCGCCCAGCUGUUAAUGUAGAGGAUGUUGACUCUGAUCAUGAGAGGGCAGGAGGAGCAAAAGGAGGAGGAGGAGGAGGAGGGGAAGAACAAAUCCCCCAAAUCCUCACCCCACAGGACCCAAAGCUUACAACCCUCACUGUUCCUGUGACCCCUUCAGGUCGUCAAAGUAAAGGAGAUAAAGAUAGUGGAAGGAAUCGCAGGAGCGUCUGGACAAAGAUCAGGAGGCUUCAUUCUGAAAGCGAGGAUGACGAUGAAGAGGCAAGCAUCCCCGUGAGAGCCUGGCCCAGCCAGUCCAGCCUGCACAGCACAGAUGACGUUCUGAAAGAACGUCCAGCAUCUUCUGCCAGUCAGACCAGCACGGUGGUCAACGAGAGGCUUCAGGAGCUCGUCAGGAUGUUUAAGGAGAGAACGGAGAAGGCCAAGGAGAAACUCAUCGACCCAGACAGCUCGGAUGAAGACAGCAUUAUCACCUCUCCUCCUCAGCCUCCAGCUCCUCAGCCUGCUCCUGGAGCUCAGCCGCCAGAUGAGAACGAGACGCAAGCAGGUCCGUCCGGAGGAGGAGGAGUAGAGAGCGGAACGGAGGAGGAGCAGCCUGGCCGUUGCUGCAAGGUGAAAACACCUCGGUGGAUACGAGCCUGUGUGCGAUUCCGCUUCCCCGCCAGCAUCGACCCUUUCACCAACCUGAUGUACGUGCUCUGGAUGUUUUUGGUGUCUCUGGCCUGGAACUGGAACGUGUGGUUCAUCCCGGUGCGCUGGGCCUUCCCCUACCAAACCCCGGACAACAUUCACUACUGGCUGUUAACCGACUACCUGUGUGACCUCAUUUACAUCCUGGACAUCGCUGUUUUUCAGCCGCGCCUGCAGUUUGUGCGUGGAGGGGACAUAGUGUGUGACCAAAAGGAGAUGAGAAAGAAUUACAUGAAAACCAAACGUUUUAAGUUUGAUGUGGCCAGCCUUGUUCCCCUUGAGCUCUUCUAUUUUAAAACUGGCAUCAACCCUCUGCUCCGCUUACCACGGCUGCUGAAGAUCAAGUCCUUCUUUGAGUUCAAUGAUCGUCUAGAGGCCAUCUUGACCAAAGCCUAUAUCUACAGGGUGAUUCGUACCACCACCUAUCUUCUUUACUGUCUGCACUUUAAUGCCUGUCUCUACUACUGGAUCUCUGACUUCAUAGGACUGGGACUGACUGAGUGGGUGUACGAUGGCGAGGGUAACAGUUACAUUCGCUGUUACUACUUCGCAGUGAAGACCCUGAUUACCAUUGGGGGUCUGCCAGAUCCCACCACCCUGUCUGAGAUCAUCUUCCAACUCAUCAACUACUUUAUCGGAGUCUUUGCUUUCUCAAUCAUGAUUGGACAGAUGCGCGAUGUUGUCGGUGCAGCUACAGCAAGUCAAACCUACUACCGCAGCUGCAUGGACAGCACUAUUAAAUACAUGUCCUCCUACCGCAUCCCGAGAGACGUCCAGAACCGGGUCAAAACCUGGUAUAACUAUACCUGGCAAUCACAAGGCAUGCUGGACGAGCAGGAGCUGCUGAAUCAGCUGCCAGAUAAAAUGCGUCUGGACAUAGCGAUAGAUGUCAGCUACUCCAUUGUGAGCAAAGUCCCUCUUUUUCAGGGUUGUGACAGACAGAUGAUUUUCGACAUGCUAAAAAGCCUGCGCUCUGUCGUCUACCUCCCGGGGGAUUAUGUCUGCAAAAAGGGCGAGGUGGGUCGGGAGAUGUAUAUCAUAAAGGCUGGAGAGGUGCAGGUGGUUGGAGGCCCAGAUGGGAAGACUGUAUUUGUCACUCUUAGAGCAGGAUCAGUCUUUGGAGAAAUCAGCUUGCUUGCAGUCGGCGGUGGUAACAGGCGCACAGCCAAUGUGAUUGCUCAUGGCUUUGCCAAUCUAUUCAUCCUGGACAAAAAAGACCUGAAUGAGAUCCUGGUCCACUAUCCAGAGUCCAAGAAACUGCUGCGCAAGAAAGCCAGGAAGAUGCUUAACAAAGGAAAGAAACCUGAACCUAAAGAAGAGGCUAAGGAACCCCCUCUGGUACCAGCAGCUCCUGUCAGGGCAGAGACGCCCAAACUGUUGAAAGCAGCUCUUGAGAUGACGGAGAGAUCGUCGGGACUUAAAGGCGCUUUGGCAAAAGUCAAAGAGAAGACGAACAAGUCCAGCAUCUCCUUACAGCCGUCCAUCUCCUCCCCCCUCCCACCUCCAUCCCCCGCCUCCAGCUUGGAACCUGACAGGGAAGUGGACACGCCAUCACCCAUGUCUGCCGGCUCUCCGACAUUUCGCUCUGCUUCCCGGUGUCGGUACUCUGCGAUGCCUCAGUCACCCUCUGAGUGCCACAGCGACACAGUCACGAAGGAGCCAAUCAGUGAUGAUGAAGGAAACGGGAAGAGGAAAGAAAAAAAGUCGUGAUUACUUUCUAUUUAUUUAAAUGUAUUUUCAAUUGUAUAGCGCCAAAUCCCAAUAGCUGCUGCCUCAAGGCGCUUUAGGGGAAAGACUCGAUGAUAUUAGAGAGAAAACCUCAGUAAUCAGAUUCCCCCCCUAUGAGCAAGAACUUGGCGACAGUGGGAAGGAAAAACUCCCCUUUAACAGGAAGAAACUCAGGGAGGGUCUCAAUAGUUUGAAUGAUCGUUAAAUAAUAAUAUCUAUAAUUAUAGCCUAAUGCAUUUAACACAUUGUACUAGUUAAGUUUUAUAGCUCAUGUAAUGUAACAGGAAACUGUCAGUCCCACGAUUUCUGGCCCAUUUUCAUCGUCUGCACUGAGUUUAUGUGAGUAAAUUCAUUGUAGCUACGAUGAGUAAAUUCUGCAGGAUUGAACUUGUUGUCUUUCUGUGAAACAGGAAAGGAGAAAAUGUUUUUGCUGUUGUUGUUUGCUGAAUGUUUACGGAUUCUUUUUGUAAACUUGAAAGAUGCCUUACAUGUCUGACUCUGUUGUGUUGGUGUAAGUUUUGUUUUGAACAAAGAUACUGGGUAAGGUUGUAGCAACAUCUCCUAACUUCAGCAUAUUUUACACAUUGAUACAUGAUACAUGUGUAAUUGUAAAGCAAACAGUUUAUUACUAUGUGCUAAGAACCAGUCUACUGAUGGAAUUAACCUCACUACGGUCGAUCUUUUUAUGUUUUCUUUUGUUUUGUACAAUAAUGUAAAUAUAUCUGUUUUUGUAUUUAUUUAGCUCUCACAGUUUAAUUUUAAGUCACUGUGCUGGUUGUGUUGUCACAAGACUGCAAUAACUGUAGAAAUGCAAAAUGCUUCACUUGUGCUGUAAAUGCUUAAUAUAAUCGCACAGCAGUACUUUUGUAUAGAUGUGCUAACUGUAGCCACAAGCCAGCGAUCCGUACUGCCAGACCAUAGAAAGGAAUCAUCGACAAAGGCCUGUUUUUUCGAGUAAAUUUUAUUGAAAUAAAUGAGUUUUCGUCAUA
Messenger RNA from Maylandia zebra (zebra mbuna), 5570 nucleotides. The record is from RefSeq and is a predicted model, not a curated record. NCBI's taxonomy places the organism in Eukaryota, Metazoa, Chordata, Actinopteri, Cichliformes, Cichlidae.